GCAACCUCAACGAUUUCAUCAUCUGUCGGCAAAGUUCGUUUCGCUGGCGACGUCAUGUAUGUAUCCGAUUCGCCUCUCUUUGUUUGGAAGGUCUUUCAGCAAGAUUACGCCUGCUUGGCAACGUUCACCAUCCUUGUUCUGCUGACAACACUGAUAAUACAAGCGCUGUGGUUCAAGAAGAGGUCGGUGGCUCCGGACAAACUGCUACCUCCGGGACCUCGAGGAGUUCCCUUCCUUGGUUUCCUGCCAUUUCUUGGAUCCAGCCCUCAUAUCACGUACAAAAGGCUUUCUGAAACCCAGGGACCUGUCUUGAGGGUAAAACUGGGGUCGACGAAUGUCGUCGUGCUGAAUGACCUGGACUCAAUCAAAGAAGGACUAAACAACAGCGAGGUGUUGGCUCGCCCUGCAGAUUUCCUUUUCAGAAGAGUCGGAGUGGACGGAAUUGCAAGUAUCAGCGGACAAGCAUGGGUUGAAAACCGCAGGUUCUGCAUGCAGGUGUUACGAGACCUUGGAUUCGGAAGAAAGUCCAUGGAAGAACAUAUCAAGGAGGAGAUAGCUGAGCUCUGCGAUGUCCUCAAAUCCUGGAAUAGCAGACCGGCACCAACGGCAGACGUGAUCAUGUCGAGUGUCUCGAACAACAUAACCGCUCUUGUAUUUGGAGAGCGCUACGGUCACGAUGAUCCCAGGCGGCAGUUCCUCAACCCACAAUUAAAGAUGAUCGCGCGCAACGCAAGCUUCGCUGCUGCCGGGGAUUUUCUGCCCGCCGUGUGGAAGCUGCUGUCCUACUCUUCAUUGUCUAAGUCUCGCCUCUUCAGACAAUAUAUGGACGGUCUCGUUCAUUUUAUCAGAAAAGAGGUCAACGAACAUUCUAAAACGCUAAGCGCAAACGUGAAUAGGGAUUUUAUCGAUGUUUAUCUGAAAAAGAUAAGCGAGAAUAAGGGAAGAAACUCAAGCUUCAAUCUACACACUUUGAUAGGUAACGUCCAGAAUCUGUUUGGAGCCGGAUCAAACACGGUCAGCACCAGCAUAGAAUGGAUUUUGCUCCUCUGUGCCCGGGACCCGAAAGGUGUUCAGAGGAGGCUACAGCAGGAGGUCGACAACGUGCUGGGUAGGGAGAGGGCUCCCGGAUGGGAAGACAGACAUAGGAUGCCCUAUACCAUGGCAGUAAUCUGGGAGACGCUUCGCUGGAGGACCAUAACUCCGUUGGGACUCAUCAGGGAGGCUGAACGCGAUACCAGUAUAGGCAGUUUCCACGUUCCCGCUCACACAGCGGUGAUUUUCAACUUCUGGGCAAUCCAUCACGACCCCGAGAUUUGGAGACACCCUUUCGAUUUUGACCCUACUCGCUUUUUGAAUGCAGAUCGCACUAGAUUAUUGCCGAAGCCAGCGGCGUUGAUGCCUUUCACUGCAGGAAGGCGUAUGUGCCCAGCAGAGACGCUUGCCAUGAUGGAGAUUUUCAUGUACCUGUCGACACUGAUGCAAACGUUCACGGUACUACCCAAAGAAGGGGAGACAAUUUCAUUGGAGAUUCACCAAGGAAUAAGUACCAUCCCUCUACACACCCAAGAGCUCAGAUUUCUGCCGAGAUGA
Molecule: messenger RNA, 1590 nt
Organism: Ixodes scapularis (black-legged tick)
Lineage: Eukaryota; Metazoa; Arthropoda; Arachnida; Ixodida; Ixodidae
Product: cytochrome P450 2J4-like
Exons: 9
Coding region: 55-1590 (511 amino acids)
Molecular function (GO): heme binding; oxidoreductase activity, acting on paired donors, with incorporation or reduction of molecular oxygen; monooxygenase activity
Source: RefSeq, a predicted model, not a curated record